AUGACCACUCCGGUUUUCUCCUACUCUGGGUUUGUCCUGAACGUUGUGCUUCUGUCGUUGUCCGGUUUGAGCUGGAGCAGUCCCAUUGAGCCCACUGAGACUCGUUACAGGACAUCAGUUAAUAUGGACGACGGUGGGAAUCCUCCCCUCAGUGUUCAGGACUUUUUGAGCCAGUUUCUGUCCACACUGAACCUCACCAGACUGAGGUCCCAAACCCGGCCUCAGGUUGUCCAUAAAGAACCACUGCCGGAGUACAUGCUGGAUCUCUACAACCGAUUUGCCAAUGACUACACUGCAGCCCCAUCUGCCAGCAUUGUUCGCAGUUUCAAGAACGAAGAUUCCUCCCCAUGUUGUAUGAGAGCCAAGGGUGUCCGGAUAUAUCCCCUGCUGUUUAACAUCUCCCUGCCCCACCGCGAGCACAUAACAAUCGCUGAGCUCCGACUGUUCAUUCUUGUGCGAAAGGCCCAAAGACAAUUUGCUGGGUUUAACUGCGAAGUGACAAUCUAUGAGUCACAUGACGGUAUUGUCUGGACAAAAGAGGUGGGGAAAGAAGGAAGAGGGAGGGAUGAAGAGGAGGUGGUGGAGAUGAAGGAUUUGGAGGAACUGGUGACAAAACAUAUCAAUGUCAAAGAUAAUAGCUGGGUGUCGUUUGACCUCACUCGUGUGGUUACACUCUGGCGAAAGUCAGGGUGUGCAACUCACAAACUGGAGGUUCAUAUUAAAAGUCUGGGGUCAGGGGAAGAAGGGGCCAUGGAGGAACGUGAAGGCUUGGAUGAGAUCGAUGUUGACAAGAACUUGGAGGGGAAACAUAACUCAAUGAUGAUUGUAUUCUCAGAUGACCAGAGCAGAGAUCACAAACAGGACAGACAGGAGCUCAGUCAGAUGAUAAAGCAUGAGAAUGACCUCCCUGUCAGCAUGGGCAGGAGCCAGCAAUCCUUCUGGGGCCAUGUGAAUCACGACACUGACCAGGACGAGCUGGACCAACAGUCUGCCCUGCAGCUGCAGUCCAAUGUCAUCUAUGACGCACCUUCUCGAAUUCGACGCAACGUUAAGAGCGAGUCGUGCAGGAGGACUCCGCUCUUUGUGAAUUUUAAAGACAUUGGCUGGGACACGUGGAUUAUCCAGCCUUUGGGCUACGAAGCGUACAAGUGCAACGGCGUGUGCAACCCUCCAAUGACAUCUGAGGUCUCGCCUACCAAGCAUGCCAUAGUGCAGACGCGCCUGAGCCUCAAGAGCCCUGAAAAAGUGUCGCCUGCCUGCUGUGUCCCAACUAAACUGGAGCCGAUCUCACUACUUUAUCACGAUAACGGAGUGAUCACUUUCAACCACAAGUACGAGGGAAUGGUAGUGGCAGAAUGUGGCUGUAGAUAA
Messenger RNA from Nematolebias whitei (Rio pearlfish), 1371 nucleotides. RefSeq names its product bone morphogenetic protein 10-like. The transcript has 2 exons. Gene Ontology annotation, biological process: SMAD protein signal transduction; BMP signaling pathway. Bases 1 to 1371 code for a protein of 456 amino acids. Gene Ontology annotation, molecular function: growth factor activity; cytokine activity. Lineage: Eukaryota; Metazoa; Chordata; Actinopteri; Cyprinodontiformes; Rivulidae. Gene Ontology annotation, cellular component: extracellular region. The record is from RefSeq and is a predicted model, not a curated record.